UUCAACACUCAACACUUCAACAGGUAGCAAUUACUCUCUGCUGUUCGGAAUUCGGUUUUUCUGUGCGGUGUUUCUACAAAAGCCAAUUGCGUUCUGGUGUUCUGCAUUCGGCUUUUCCGGACGCACGGCAACAGAGAGUUGAUCUAUUCCUGAAUCGGUUUGGAGCAUGGAAAAUCCUGGAAAGAAGGUUUUGCUUACCUCCAAUGGUGAUGAGAUCUGCAACAACAUUGCCCGCCAUUUAGCACAGCGGGGUUGCCAGUUGGUUUUAAUGGGAAACGAGAGCCGACUGAAGAGUGUAGCUAAGAUGAUAAAGCAAUCUCUAGAUGGUAGUGUUGUGGUAGUGGAGGUUGUGGGCUUGAAUAUGGAAGAAGAAAGAGAAGCGGCUUUUGAUGAAGCAGUGGAGAAGGCGUGGAAGAUUUUGGGCUGUUUGGAUGCUUUAGUACACUGCUAUACUUAUGAAGGGAAGAUGCAAGAUCCUCUGCAGUUGGGCGAAGAUGAGUUCAAGAAGAUUGUCAAGAUAAACUUCAUGGCGGCUUGGUUUUUGUUGAAAUCUGUGUGCAAAAGAAUGCGGGACACAAAAUCUGGAGGAUCCAUUGUAUAUUUGUCCUCGAUCAUAGGGGCGGAGAGAGGACUAUAUCAAGGCGCUGCUGCAUAUGGCUCAUGUUUGGCCGGGGUCCAACAGCUAGUCAGGCUAUCUGCAAUGGAGAUGGGCAAGCACCAAAUCAGGGUGAAUGGAAUUGCUCGGGGCUUGCAUCUCCACGACGAGUAUCCAUUAUCAGUUGGAAAAGAGCGGGCAGAGAAGUUGGUCGGGGAAGCAGCGCCUCUCAACCGUUGGCUUGACGUUGAAAAGGACCUCGCUUCAACCGUCAUCUAUUUAAUCAGUGAUGACUCGCGUUACAUGACUGGAACCACCACCUUUGUCGAUGGCGCUCAAUCAUUAGUAAGGCCUCGGAUGCGAUCAUAUAUGUAAAACAUAUAUGCUUGGUUAUUCUCUAAUAAGUAACUCUUCUAGUCUUG
Messenger RNA from Ipomoea nil (Japanese morning glory), 1017 nucleotides. Its product is annotated as levodione reductase-like. NCBI's taxonomy places the organism in Eukaryota, Viridiplantae, Streptophyta, Magnoliopsida, Solanales, Convolvulaceae. The record is from RefSeq and is a predicted model, not a curated record. The transcript has 5 exons. Bases 167 to 970 code for a protein of 267 amino acids.